Molecule: messenger RNA, 3590 nt
Organism: Musca domestica (house fly)
Lineage: Eukaryota; Metazoa; Arthropoda; Insecta; Diptera; Muscidae
Product: adenylyl cyclase X E
Exons: 16
Coding region: 57-3536 (1159 amino acids)
Biological process (GO): cAMP biosynthetic process; adenylate cyclase-activating G protein-coupled receptor signaling pathway; intracellular signal transduction
Molecular function (GO): adenylate cyclase activity
Source: RefSeq, a predicted model, not a curated record
UUUAACUAUAUUUUCGGAAAGAACAUAUUUUUCUUGAAGCUUCUGAUCUAAAAAAAAUGAUAAUUGGUCUUGCGGAUGAGUUGAAGGCAUCUAUGGAGAGGUUAAGAGAUGAGGCAACUAUACGGAGUUCCAAAGAGCAUCAUGGCUUCUUAUUCGAGUGGGCAGAAUUAAAGUCAGAUUUACAGUCAAAAUGCAUACAACUGGGCUUGGAAGAAACAUAUCAAGUCUAUUUGAAAACAAUUUAUCGCAAUUAUAUAAAAUCGUUCAUGAGAAUCCAUAUCUUCAUUGCAAUGGUCCAUACUGUGGCGGUCAUGAUUGGAGAUCAGAAUCCAGAUUCUACAUCCAUUGAUGGCUACAUUUAUAUAUUGGGUGCAAUACUGACAUGCCUAUGUUCCUCAAUAUACCUAAAGAAGAAUAUGGUAAUGCAACAUUGGUGUGUGGAGCAUAUUGUAGCGUGGUCAACGGGUUUAGUUAUGAGCUUUACAGAUUUUAUCAUUGGCAUUAUGGCAUUCAUGCUGAACAACGAUAUAUUGCGUUCCUGUUAUUGUGCUUACACCAUUUCCUGCCUCUACCUGUUUAUGCCCUUAACGAAUCUGUUGUCGCUAAUGCCUUUGACCACUGUCGUUAGUAUGCUGUACAGUACAUAUUUCACCUUUACAGCAUUUAAUAAAUCAAUUGAGGAUGAACGCAUAAAUGUGGAUCUACGAUAUCUGAUACCGGACAUAAUAUUUAUUGUUGGCCUUAAUGUGGUAGGCGUCUGUUUUCGAAUUCGACGAGAUUGCGCUACCAGAAGAGUACUCCUAACUCGCCAUCUUAAUGUCAAAGAAAAUUAUUUAUUGAAAUUUGCUAAAGAUCAAGAGAACAGUCUACUUAUAAGUAUUAUACCGGCUCAAAUAGCUGAGAAAAUUGGUCAAGAAAUUAGAACCAGAAUUGAACGCUAUAAACUGCCACAAAUGAAAAGGCCGCAAUAUGCAAGUGAAUUUGCAAGAAAACUCUUUAUAGAAUCCCAUUACAAUGUGAGCAUUAUUUUUGCGGAUUUAGUGAACUAUACUCAUCUCACGACGACCCUAGAUAUCAAGACUUUGGUGGAAACAUUGCACGAUCUAUUCCAGAGGUUCGAUCAAGCAUGUCACGAGUUUAAUGUAAUACGUAUCAAAUUUUUGGGUGACUGUUAUUAUGGUGUUACUGGUAUACCUCAAGCUCAUCCAUUUCAUGCUCACUGCUGCAUAGAAUUUGGCCGAUCCAUAAUCGAACAAAUAUCGGAAAUAAGAAAUUUGCGCAAUCUUGAUAUUGAUAUGCGCAUUGGCGUACAUUCUGGAAAUAUUUUUUCGGGUAUUAUUGGUGCCGCCAAAUGGCAAUACGACAUUUGGUCUAAAGACGUUGACAUAGCUUCGCAUUUGGAACAGACCGGCGUGCCGGGAAGAGUUCAUAUAAGCAAAAAUUCAUUGAAAUAUAUAGAGGCGUACUAUGAGUAUGAAGCUGGCACAGAGAAAGCCACAAGGGAUCCGUUUUUAAUGAGGGAGCAUAUUAAAACGUAUCUGAUUAUUGGUCCAAGUGAAUUUAUGACCCAGUCGAAAGAAUGGAAAACCUACAAGAACAGGUUGAAAACAAAACCUACACAAAAAAAUAAAACCAACUUUAAUCCCCUGCUACAAUAUACUAAUGGCAAAGAUGCCGAAGAUCAAAUGCUGUUGGAUUACAACUCAAUAAAAUCUCAAGCUAACUUGCAAAUUGCCAAAGACAUUAACAAAUUGCCAAUUUACAAAUUGGGAAUAAAAGAACAACUUUUUACACGAAUGCCCCGCUUAGAUGCCUACGAAAUGGAAGAUUUUACUGCAAAUCGAAAUAUCAGCACAUUUUGUUUGUGGUUUAGUGAUUGGAAUUGGGAGUCGUCGUACAACUCGGAAAUCGAUGAAUUUUUCAAGAUAUCCAUUCUAAUGUCAUUUUUGAUAUUGAUAUGCGUCAUGAUUAUGGAGGGUGUAAAUAAAAUCAUUCACAAUUUCGCAUCGUUGCUUAUUUUGUAUGGAUUCACAUUAAUUUAUGCCAGUAUUGUGUUAAUAUUAGUCUGGUUGCGGCCAGUGAUGACAAGAUGCUCACCACCACGCCAAAAGCUAAUAAUACUCCUAAACAGAAUUUCCAUAAAUAUUGAGAGGAUGGCUGUGGUUCGUAUUGGAAUUUUUCUGUCAUUGGUUUUAUGCAUUAUGUCCACUGCUCUUGUCCAUUCGAUGUUCUGUGAUCCUGUGGCUCUGGAAAACGAUGACGAUUUGAUAUAUGAAUUUCUUCAAGGAGGCCAUCGUACAUUAUGCUUUAAUUCAUGGGCCGUAACCGAAUGUGUAGUUCUCUGCUUGGCCAUGAUCUUUACGUUCAGUCAUAUACCGUAUUGUAUACAAAUGAUUGCUGCGAUUUCAAUCACCAUCUAUUAUCUUUUGAUCAUUUUCAUUGAGUUUGAUCUGGUCUACGAGAGCAGUUUGGUCACCAAUAAAACAGUUCGAGCAGAAGCAAGUCAUGUCUGGAAUAUUUUGACUGUCCUAGUGAUUUAUCAAUUAAUGUCGCGUCAUAUUCUUUAUAUAUCGAAAAUUGAAUCCAUCUCCAAAUGGCGCUUGGAACAGAAAAAAGAAAAUGCACGCGUUACCGAAGAAUCGAUUAGAAUUUUAUUGCAAAAUAUUUUACCAACUCAUGUAGUUAAAAUAUACUUAUCCAAUCGUCUGAUCAGCGAACCCUACUACGAACAACACGAAUAUGUCGCUGUUAUGUUUGCCACAAUAAUUUAUGCCCGUUCCGGUAGCAUUGAACUGAAGCUACUCAAUGAAAUUAUUUGUGAUUUCGAUGAAGUGCUGGGAUAUUACAAGAGCCCCAUAAAGGUGGAGAAAAUCAAAGUGGCCAAUUGGUCUUAUAUGGCAGCCUGUGGUUUUGAUAUUUCUGUCGGCGACACCUCAUAUAGCACCAAAUUAAUGCCCUUCCAAUCAAUGUUUUUACUAAACAGACGACCCAAUACCAAGUCAUUGGCCAGUGCCCAAGUGCCACGAAUGACUGGAUCCAAGCGACAAGAGGUAAAUACCCAUUUGGAAGAAAACACCAGUUCUGAAACGGAUACAGAUGAAAAUUCCAGUUCUUCUGAGUGGCAAAAAAGACAAGUUGUCAUGACGAUGGCAAAUUUUGCAUUGGAUCUUUUGGCUAGUAUGAAUUCUUUCAAUGCGACAAAUCAAUUGGAACGAGGCAAUGAAGAGCCACCGAUAAUGUUGAGAAUUGGCAUAAGCAGCGGUGAGGUAAUGGCCGGUGUUGUCGGUUCUUCCCAGGCUCAUUAUGAUAUAUGGGGCAAUGCUGUGAAUAUGGCUUCUCGCAUGGAUUCUACCGGCGAACUAGGUCGCAUUCAAGUCACUGAAGAAGUAGCUGAAGUUUUAAAAUCGUUUAAUGUGAUUUGUAAGUAUCGUGGCAUGACAGAGGUUAAAGGUCGUGGAAAUAUCCCAACAUAUUUUAUUAAUAUUACCGAAAAUUUUGUCUUCGAACAUUUUAAUCCGAAUGAAAACUUGCAUUAAAAUUAAAUUAGCUUAGAUAUCAAAAAUAGAUUCUAAACAGAACGGAAAAAUAAA